Messenger RNA from Dreissena polymorpha, 5287 nucleotides. Its product is annotated as speckle targeted PIP5K1A-regulated poly(A) polymerase-like. The transcript has 21 exons. NCBI's taxonomy places the organism in Eukaryota, Metazoa, Mollusca, Bivalvia, Myida, Dreissenidae. Gene Ontology annotation, molecular function: RNA binding; poly(A) RNA polymerase activity. Bases 109 to 3012 code for a protein of 967 amino acids. The record is from RefSeq and is a predicted model, not a curated record. Gene Ontology annotation, cellular component: mitochondrion.
UCGAUAACGUCGCGUACAUUCGUAAAUAGGUUAUAUUGCAAUGGCGGCAGCGUGCGAGUGAAACACUUUCUUUUGUUAAUUUGCAAUAGACUAAUAUUUCAAUAAAACAUGAAUCAACAAGGCGUUUUGCAUUGCGAAGUCUGUGACGCUGAACUUCCAAACUUCAACUCUAUGCAAUGGCACAUAAAAGGCAAAAGGCAUCAGAAAGCGUUGCAGCAUUGGAAGGAAAAGGAAGAGAAUGCCAGACUGAGCAUCUUUGUGCGCAAUUUUCCAAGGGCUACCACGGAGCAAGAGCUGUGGUCAUACUUCGCCCAGUUUGGAAGAGUCACGAAAGUCAGCAUAGUACCUCCACAGAACCUUUUUGCCAUCAUAGAGUUCAGUUCGGAGGACACAGUGCAGUAUGUUCUCAGUCAGACCAAUCAUAGAAUCAACAGUCAAAACAUCAUUGUCAAACCCAGAGAAGUGCAGAUGCGUGGAGCUCCGCCCACAAGCAAGGUCCGCUACCAGCAAUUCCAGAGGGGACCCAAUCUCGCCAAUAUGGAACCUAACAGAGGUCCCAGCCUUCUGGCAGCAGGUGGCUACGUGAGUACCAGUCAGGGAGCGGGCGGGUUCCACGCUGGUGCGGGACACAGUGGGGGUGGGGGAUGGGGGGCCCAGGAGUACGGCGAGUACUUCCCCCCACAGCCUAGGGGCAAGCAGCUCAAGGCGCCCAAUGUGGAAGAUCAGAUUGACCUAUACUACCAUGAGGAACUCAUUGAGAAGCUCGUGCAAGUGAAAGGGGUACAGAACCAGCUAGAGUGGCUGUGUCAGAACCUACAGGUGACUGCAGAGGAGGCCCAGCUCAAGUUCUCUCUCUGUGAGCAGCUGCAGACCGUCCUUGGAAAGUUCUUCCCAGGCUGCACUGUGAACCAGUUUGGCUCCUCAGUAAAUGGGUUUGGUCUGUCGGGCUGUGACAUGGACAUCUUCCUGGACCUUUCCACCAUGCAUGGGCGCACGUGGGAGCUGCAGCCGGUUAAGCUGCCGUUUGUGCGUGACUUCAAGUUUCUCAAGGAGAAGGAGUGGGGUCCGCUGAUCCCUGCAGACACCAACAAGAUGGGGCUCGCCGACCAGUGCAAGCUCAUCUGCCGCAUUCUCACCGAGCACCUGGAGGGCAUCAAGGACGCCCAGGUUGUCCCUAGCAACCGCUGUCCCCUCGUGAGGUUCAAGUAUGGUAGCGGCGACAUCAAGUGUGACCUCUCCCUCAACAACAAAUUGGCCCUACAGAACACCAAGUUACUGUACCUGUAUAGCGUACUCAACAGUAGGGUGAGGCUACUGGUGUAUGCUAUACGCUACUGGGCAAAGGUGAAGCAGAUCUCCGGCAACAACAAGGCCAGUACCAAGCUGUCCAACUACGCUCUGACUCUGAUGGUGAUGAACUACCUGCAGAAUGUUGAGCCUGCUGUCCUGCCCACCAUACAGUCUCUCUCAGACCUGCAUGGUGUAGCCAAUCGCACGAGGAUUGAGAGCUGGGACUGCACGUUUGCUAUGGACUGGCAGAUGAUUCCUGCCACCACAAACACCCAGUCAGCUGCUGAGCUGUUGUCUGGCUUCUUCUCGUACUGGAGUGCUUUCAACUUCCCAGAGAACAUUCUGCUGACUCGCACUGCUCAGGAGAUCCCAUUCACUUCAUUCUUUGACAAGUCCAACAUGGCCGAUCCCAGGCUGAGGAACUUUAAGACCUCUGCUGUGAACAUUCAAGACCCGUUUGUUCUGAACCACAACAUCACACAGAACGUUAAUGAGAAGUCGAGGGAGGUGAUAGUUCGAGAGUUCCGUAUCGCAGCCAUUAAAACCUCCGUGUGGGGCAACGAUGGGUUCUCCAUGAGCAGCUCUACUGGGGGGGGAGACUUGAUUCACCUUUUGAACAUGUUUCAGCUCAGGGGGAGACUUGAUUCACCUGUUGAACAUGUUUCAGGGGGAGACGUGAUUCACCUGCUGAACAGUGAAGUGCCAGAGAUCAUUCUGAUAGAGGACAAGGAGAAGGAAGAGGCCAUCCUGGAGAAGGGACGCAUGCCCAGAAACAUUGGCGAGUAUGAGUUUGAGAUUGAGUUGAAGCCAACGAUGCUGACGCCCAAGUUCCUGAAGAUUCUACAGAAGGGGACAUCAGGCAAUGUUAAGCUGGAGUGGUGCAAGAGAGUUUCAGCCUUUAUCCUACGUGUACUGAAAGAGGUGCUGAUGCUGGCGGUGGAGGAGCUGCCCGAGGCCACGGAGGAGAUCAAACAGAAGAUGAAGGAAGAGGAGGCCAAGAUGGCGGCGGCCAAGAAACACAACGAGCAGAUACUGGCCAAACGUGUCGCCAGGAGGGCUGAGAAGCGUGCAGAACUGGAGGCUAAGAUGGAGGCAGAGAAACAGGAAAAGGAGGCAGGAGACAAAGACGAGGAAAUGAAUGCGGAGGAAGAGGAAGCAGAACCACAGAGCAAGCGACCUUGCCCCCCAAGCAUAUUCGACCUGAACCUGGAGCCACCCAAGCGAUUCAGGGGCAUGUAUGGUCCAAUGCGCCCGCCACCACCACCAGAGCCCAGCAUAGAUGACCUGAUAGAGGACUCGGACGACGGCGAGGAGCUGAUUGACUAUAAGAUGGACGAGCCGGAGCUGCGAUACAGGCGAGCCUGUGAGGCUGACGUGGACAAGCAGUUCUUCAUGAGGGCCUGGUGCAUGACCUGGGCACGCAGGAAGAAGGUCAAGAACUACCUGACUACUGAGCUGGGUCGUUCGGACGAGGGCAUGUACAUGGAGAAGCUUAUCUCUGAGACAAUAUACCAGAAUGAUGGCGCCCCCCUGAGAUACCCAGUAGUUGGCAUGUACGUUUGGGUCUGGUCAGUCAUCGAUGAAAAUGAUGCUAAGGUGGUUGUGGAGAUGGAGUGUAAGGAAGGCAAGCGAGACUUCAACACCUUUUACCAGUUCACUAAGAUCUACAUCGAGAAGUUGAUGGGAAAACACCUCGGUGAGUACCAUGGGAAAGUUGAGUAGGCUGCACACAACCAGACAUCUGAGACGAAACUUAGACUGCGACUCCACUCCAACCUGUUGGGCAUACUUAGCUAUUGAAUUGUGGGAAUAAUGUAAGAGUAAAAUCAUCCUUGGUAUAUCAUAAAAAUAACAUGUUUGAUGUUUGAUUUUAACAUGAACAUGUAGGUGUUGAUCCUAUUCAAGUACUUUACAAAUUGUCUACUGAGUUACAAACAAUAAGCAGUGAGUUGUUAAUAAAAUGUUGUUUCAUAAUGUUACUUCUGUUUAAGAUUGACUAUUUCUAUAAAUGUUUUUGCCUGUUACUGAUAUGUGUGUUUUGUAACUAUUACAUUAAGUACUAUGUGAAAUAUGUUGCAUUUUUAUACGCCCGUCUAUGACGGGACGUAUUAUGGUAUACCCCGCGUCCGUCUGUCCGUCCGUCCGUCUGUUAAUGUCGUACGCUACGUCAAAUAUCCUUUGACAGAUUUUCUUCAAAUUUUAACACAAUCUUAAUAUUGAUAAACCCUGAUCCCCUUUCGUUUUUGACGGAAUUCUGAAUUGUCGUUCCAGAGUUAUGGGACUUUGUUCGUCAAAAUUUCGUGAUUUCAUUGAAUGUCCUACUGUAGCUCAAAUAUCCUUCGAUGGAUUUUUUUCAAAUUUCAACACAAUCUUAAUAUUGAUAAACCCUGAUCCCCUUUCGUUUUUGACGGAAUUCUGAAUUGUCGUUCCAGAGUUAUGGGACUUUGUUCGUCAAAAUUUCGUGAUUUCAUUGAAUGUCCUACUGUAGCUCAAAUAUCCUUCGAUGGAUUUUUUUCAAAUUUCAACACAAUCUUAAUAUUGAUAAACCCUGAUCCCCUUUCGUUUUUGACGGAAUUCUGAAUUGUCGUUCCAGAGUUAUGGGACUUUGUUCGUCAAAAUUUCGUGAUUUCAUUGAAUGUCCUACUGUAGCUCAAAUAUCCUUCGAUGGAUUUUUUUCAAAUUUCAACACAAUCUUAAUAUUGAUAAACCCUGAUCCCCUUUCGUUUUUGACGGAAUUCUGAAUUGUCGUUCCAGAGUUAUGGGACUUUGUUCGUCAAAAUUUCGUUAUUUCAUUGAAUGUCCUACCGUAGCUCAAAUAUCCUUCGAUGGAUUUUUUUCAAAUUUCAACACAAUCUUAAUAUUGAUAAACCCUGAUCCCCUUUCGUUUUUGACGGAAUUCUGAAUUGUUGUUCCACAGUUAUGGGACUUUGUUGAAUGUCAAGGAGACGGCGCUCCAUGCUCAUGUACUUAUAAAAUAAACCAUGUAUUCAAAUACAAAUAAACUGAAGUAAAAAAAUGAUUCAAAGGGUUAUUUAUUACCUUACUACUUCAUUGGCGAACGACGGGCGUAUCAUGCGCUCAUGGCGCAGCUCUUUAUUUGCUUUUUAUGUACAUAAUUGACUUGCUUUACUUGGGUCCCAUCUAGUGUCACAGCAACAAAGGCUGUGUUGAUGAUACAAUCUUUCCAUUGCAACAUGUGCUAACAAUCAUGUAUACAGAUUUAUUUGACGCAACAUUUGUUUAUGUCCUUUUCAUAAAAUCUGGCAUUUUUGUUUUAUUUUAAAUUCGUAGACUUAGAUUUUGUGUAAUGUCUGAUAUAAGCAUUUGGACUAGAAUGUUUGCUUGACAUUUGAAUGUGUGGUAAAGAGGAGUCACAAAAAUACAUGCAAAUGAGUGUCUCACAACUAGUAUUGGUUUCACAUGAAGCAGUUCAAACCUGAAAUUUUGAUUGAUAGAAAAAUAGUAUAUUUUGCUUUUUAUUUUAAAAUCUUAAUUUUUCUUUUUUGAUUUAUUCAUAAUAUUCAUGUACACUUUUCUAUUUGCACGUGUUUUUUAUGCUCCCAGAUGAUAUAUUAAUGCAGUAGUUUUGUAUGUUAAUGUCUUCAUUAGUUCAUGCAUUUUCUUGUUUACUUGUUAUUUACUACAAUAACUGGAUAGCUUGAUUUUGUUCAUUUAAAUUCUACUUUGUAUAGGCCACAAACAAACACUUCAGAGCCCGUAUUCACCAGUUGUUUGUUGGACUUAAGAAUAUAUCAAUAAUAUUCAUAGAGUAAUUCUACAUGUUAACAUAGGCAAAAGUUGCUUACGAUAUAUUUGAUAAAAAAAUCUUAAAUUAAAAUUGGUCAAUAUCAAGUUGGAUUAAAUAUUACAACAUGCUUUAUUAAAAAAAAUCCAGACCAUUAUUUGUUGUCUUGUCAGUAUAUUUUGCAUGAAAGACAAAUAAGCCUCUGUUAAAUAGCCAGGGUCAACCUUUCAAAGGAUAAAUGGAUACAAAGUG